This is a messenger RNA of Penicillium bovifimosum, 2601 nucleotides long. It is a transcript of the gene ysh1, whose product is annotated as cleavage polyadenylation factor subunit YSH1. Gene Ontology annotation, cellular component: mRNA cleavage and polyadenylation specificity factor complex. Gene Ontology annotation, biological process: mRNA 3'-end processing by stem-loop binding and cleavage. The record is from RefSeq and is a predicted model, not a curated record. The transcript is spliced from 6 exons. Gene Ontology annotation, molecular function: 5'-3' exonuclease activity; RNA binding; RNA endonuclease activity. NCBI's taxonomy places the organism in Eukaryota, Fungi, Ascomycota, Eurotiomycetes, Eurotiales, Aspergillaceae. The coding region runs from base 1 to 2601 and encodes 866 amino acids.
AUGGCAGCCAAGCGCAAAGCUUCAGCGAUGGGCGCGGUGCUGGAUGAUGAACCCGUCGAUCCAUCUGAUGAACUCGCGUUUUACUGUCUCGGCGGCGGCAAUGAGGUUGGCCGGAGUUGCCAUAUCCUGGAAUACAAGGGCAAGACAGUGAUGCUUGACGCAGGCAUGCACCCGGCGAAAGAAGGCUUCUCUGCACUUCCGUUCUUUGAUGAGUUCGAUCUGAGCACAGUGGAUGUUCUCCUAAUCAGCCAUUUCCACGUUGACCAUUCCUCGGCCCUACCAUAUGUACUCAGCAAGACAAACUUCAAGGGAAGAGUCUUCAUGACCCCGGCAACACGAGCCAUCUACAAAUGGCUCAUUCAGGACAAUGUCCGGGUCAGCAACACAUCCUCUUCCUCUGAUCAACGCACGACGUUAUAUACCGAGCGCGAUCACCUGUCAACUCUUCCGAUGAUUGAGACGAUCGAUUUUUACACCACACACACCAUCAAUGGCAUCCGUAUUACUCCAUAUCCCGCCGGUCAUGUUCUCGGCGCGGCCAUGUUCAAGAUUGACAUUGCGGGACUGGUAACUUUGUUUACCGGAGACUACUCUCGCGAGGAAGACAGGCACUUGAUUCCCGCCGCGGUCCCGAAGGGCACGAAGAUCGAUGUCCUCAUUACAGAAUCUACAUUCGGCAUCUCUUCCAACCCACCUCGACUGGAACGCGAGGCCGCCUUGAUGAAGUCAAUCACAAGCGUCCUCAACCGCGGAGGUCGAGUCCUGAUGCCCGUAUUUGCUCUCGGUCGCGCUCAGGAGUUGCUUCUUAUUCUUGAUGAAUAUUGGGAAACCCACCCGGAGCUGCAGAAGUUCCCAAUCUAUUACAUCGGAAACAUGGCGCGACGAUGCAUGGUUGUUUAUCAAACGUACAUUGGGGCCAUGAAUGAUAAUAUCAAGCGCCUCUUCCGGCAGCGCAUGGCUGAAGCCGAAGCGAGCGGCAACAAGAGUGUGAGCGUCGGUCCGUGGGAUUUCCGAUUCGUUCGAAGUCUCCGCAGUUUGGAGCGUUUUGAUGAUGUCGGAGGAUGUGUAAUGCUUGCUUCCCCCGGUAUGUUGCAAACGGGAACAAGCCGUGAGCUGCUGGAAAGAUGGGCGCCAAGUGACCGCAAUGGCGUUGUCAUGACCGGUUACAGUGUCGAAGGAACCAUGGCUAAGGGCUUGCUCAAUGAGCCUGAUCAAAUCCCCGCUGUCAUGUCCAAGGUUUCCGCUGGGCAUGGUCGCGGUCGUGUCCCUGGGUUGAAUGACGAGGAUCAAAAAGUGAUGAUCCCUCGCCGUUGCACUAUUGACGAGGUCAGCUUUGCAGCUCACGUUGAUGGCGUUGAAAACCGCACUUUCAUUGAGGAGGUAGCUGCACCAGUUGUGAUCCUGGUUCACGGCGAAAAACACCAGAUGAUGAGAUUGAAGUCGAAACUGCUCAGUCUCAACGCAGAUAAAGCCGUCAAGGUCAAAGUCUACACACCGGCGAACUGCGAUGAAGUUCGGAUUCCUUUCAAGAAGGACAAGAUCGCGAAAGUUGUGGGCAAGCUAGCGGAGCUUGCACCUCCAUCCCAGCAUGAUGAUUCCCAGCUUAUGGCUGGAGUCCUUGUUCAAAACGGAUUCAACUUAUCAUUGAUGGCACCUGACGACCUCCAAGAGUACGCCGGCCUGACUACUACAACUAUCACUUGCAGGCAGCAUAUCACACUCAGCUCCGCGAGCAUGGAUCUGAUUAGAUGGGCUCUCGAGGGAACCUUCGGGGCUAUUGAAGAAGUCGGAAACAGCAGGAAGGCUGCUAAAAACGACCACGAUGACCACAACGACACAGAAAGCGACGACACAGCGAAGCAAGAGGAUGCCGAUGAGGAGAUCCCGUCGGAUGAGACGCAGACAUUCCUUGUCAUGGGAUGUGUAACUCUUCGUCACCACUCUCGGACCCGCGAGGUUGAGCUGGAAUGGGAAGGAAAUAUGAUGAACGACGGAGUGGCAGAUGCAGUGAUGGCUGUUCUUCUGACGGUCGAGAGCAGCCCCGCUUCGGUGAAACAAUCCGCCAAAAACAAGCAUCACCAUCACCAUCACGAUGACGAUGCCGAAGUGGAGAUGCCCCCACUUCCAAAUCCCCAUUCCCAGUCAGGACCGCAAGAGAAACUCGCGCGCAUGCUCAUGAUGCUUGAGGCCCAGUUUGGCGCCGACAAUAUCGGUCCGAUUGAGCGUCCGCGAGUCCCGGCCGAUCUCGCCAUCGGUCCCGAGCAAGAUGGGGAUGAAACGAAUGAAGAACGACUUGCCGAUAUCGAGGCUGUGGAAUUGGAUCGUCUUGUCGCCAUGGGAAUUCCGGUCCCUGGUAUCGAGAUUAGGGUGGACAAGCACAUUGCCCGUGUGUGGCUCGAGGACCUGGAAGUCGAAUGUGCAAACGCUGUCCUGCGAGACCGCAUUCGUGUUGUCGUUGAACGGGCUGUGGAGACUGUGGCUGGCCUGUGGGCAGAGAGCUCAAUCGCUCGGGAUGCGGCGCAGGGUGACUCGGUCAAUGGAUCUAGGAAGAUUGAACUGGCUGCCAGGCACAAGGCGGCCGCUAUUGAGGCCCAGGGUUGA